This is a messenger RNA of Rhincodon typus (whale shark), 8683 nucleotides long. Its product is annotated as otoancorin-like. The record is from RefSeq and is a predicted model, not a curated record. Gene Ontology annotation, biological process: cell-matrix adhesion. The transcript is spliced from 25 exons. Lineage: Eukaryota; Metazoa; Chordata; Chondrichthyes; Orectolobiformes; Rhincodontidae. The coding region runs from base 238 to 3339 and encodes 1033 amino acids. Gene Ontology annotation, cellular component: cell surface.
CCUGGAUCAGUGCCAAGUGUUAUUUGGACUCCUGUGAAGAAAUAGGAAGUGGAGAUCAUAUUGUGUCAUUAAAAAAAAAAGCAAAUUACACAAUGAGUCAACCUAAUCAGGUUCUCCCUUCAUCCUCUCAAAAGAAUGAUUAUCCAUAAUAUGCAAGGAAGCUAAAGGCAGCUUGAAUAUCAGCACACCUCUUGGGGAACCUUCAGAUGCUUUAAUCAGACUUUGUUGGACUAGACCAUGGCUGCCGAUGAUCAUAUGAUGCAGUUUGAUUACAAUUUCUGGAAAAUUCCACUUAGCAAGGACCAGAUUUCACUGCUGAUAUUGGAGAAAGUUUGGACAAAACUAAAAAUGGGACACAAGUUCCAAGUCAUCAUUUUUAUUUGCUGCUUGUGCCUGAUUGAUCACACAACAGGGAUGCGUGGAGGAAAUGGUAAAGAUUCAAAACAGGGCGCAGGAAGAUGUCAAGGAUGGGAGAUCAAUCUAAGGAACAACCUCACUGACCCAGGAAAUAUCUCAGAUUACAUUAACGACUUUUAUGAGAAUAUCAGCGAUCUGAGCCCAGGCUGUGUCCGAACAUUCAGCCUCAAUGUCACUCAUUCUAAUUUGGUGGAACUGAUGAAUCUUUUAAAUACCAAAUAUGAUAACCUGAAUCCAGGUACCAGGAAGCAGAUUUAUAAAUGGGUUGAAGGUACUUACGCAAAAACACCAGAAUCUAGAAUGAAAACCAUGGGUCACAUACAAAAUGAGAGAAAAUCAAAAAAUCAGGAUGAAAAACCAGAAAAAGGGAACGGGAAAGGCAAAAAUAGUUUUAUCACCCUUGAUGUUCUUAACAUACUUGGCCGUUUCAUUGUCCAAGCACCUACUUCUACUCUCAAGAGCAUUUCGAAGGGUAAUGAUAAUACGGUAUGUCAGCUCUUCAAGUCUUCCUCUGACCUUUUGGAUAAGCUGUUUGAUCUCACACCUGUGCAAGCUCGCAUAUUUUUAAAUGGACUGGAUAAUUGCACUGAUGUUGACACCACAAAUGAAACAGUAAUCGUGGAGCUUGGUCAGUUGGCAUGUUUUUACCCAACCAAACAACUGAAAUCACUUCGUAUGAAUGCAAUAAAGGCUUUGCAGGACAAGCUGCACAACUGCACCAGGAAUAUAAAGAAGAUCUACCAAGCACUAUUGGAGGUUACUGGUGUCAACAUUUUAAGUGCUGAAAAUCUAAAAGACCUGGGAGAUGCUGCGAUUGGGCUGAAAAUCAGUCAAUUGUCCAACAUCACGAAAGAGGUUGUUGUGGGUGCUGUUGAAGUAUUGAAGGAUGUCAGAGGCUGGUCCAAAGGCCAAGCUAAGGUCUUUGUCAAAAAGUACAUGGAGGCUGAAAACGUCACAGCCAACAAAUUGAAAAAACUGGGUUAUCUUUCAUUUGGUUUUGGUGCCAAGACAUUCAGCAAGUUCAAAGGCCAGGAACUCUUAACUGCUUUUACUGAUGAGGAAGUGCUAGAGUCCGUGAAUUUCAUGUUGCCCGUACAGAAGAAAUCUAUCAUGAAAGGGUCUGUUGCUGCCAUUGAUCGUGUUAAAAACCAACUCAACGAUGUUAAAAAUAUCAGUAAAUUGAAGGCUGUUGUCAAAGGAAUUCCAUGUAGCCUCAUUAACACACUGAAAUCUGAUGUGGUGAAGGCACUGGCAAAUAAUCCCCUUGUUUCUAGUAAUCAGAUUCGCUGUUUUUCUAUCAAAUUCUUUAAAGACAAAACCAGCAACCCAAACUACUUCAACAACCUGACAUCAGAAGACAUUAAUGAAUUCCUGAUCUCAUACAUGAUUUUUCAACCGGAUAUUAACGAACUGAAGCUCAUUCCUCAAGCUUUGUGCCCCCACAUGGUUGAGCUAAUAAGCCAAGCCAAUCUCACAAUGCUCCCCCGAAGUUCACCCAGACGUAAAGAACUUCUCGAUUACGCCACAAAUUGCCUGAAUUUGACUGCAUCUGCAAUGACAGAGGAUGAUGGUAACAGCUUGGGUUCCCUAGUCUGUGCAUUUAGUCCAGACGACAUUAACAAUUUAAACAACACUGUCUUCCUGGCGAUUGUUGAUCAACUUCGAGAAUGUGGACGAUUUGAUGAGACGAAGAAGACAGCUCUUAGACAGAAGAUCCUAUCAGCCUAUCCGCCUCUCUCAGAAUGGACAGUCGACGAGCUCACUGAGUUACGUAGCCUACUGGCAGUUCUCACGUAUGAGGAUUUUAAAUCAAUCCCCAAUAAUGAGGACAUCCAAACAGCACUCUUGGAAAUCCUGUCUGCUCACAAGUCUACUAGGAAUUUUGUCCCUCCUGAUUUUGAUAAUUCCCCAAAUGUCUCUGCACUUUAUCAAAAAGUCUUCAGUACGCUGAACAGCACUUCACAAAGCAGGAGAAAACAUGCAACAGAUUGCCCAAAACGUCCCACCGCAGAGGAAAUCGAAACUCUUGGAGAAGCCAACAGUUUAUGGACUGUUGAACAGUUGAGUUGUAUUUCAGUCGAAGACUUCAUAAAUUCACUGGACACACUGACUGAAGUUGAAGGCUUCAACAUCGCUCAGCUGAAAGCAUUAAAAUCAAAGGCCUUGGAGGCUUUUGGUAUGAAUAUCUCAAAUGACCAGCUUGCCUCUCUAAAGAAGAUCACACUCGGCUUUGAUGAGAGUGAAGUAACGCAAUAUUUCACUGCACCUGAUAUUGAUACUAUUGGUGCAAUCUCAGACUACCAGGAAUGGGCCAGCACUGAGUAUUCCAAACAAGCCAAGACUAUCAUGAAGAACUUCUUGGGUCAGCGAUCAGACAGUCAACUUAGUAGCACAGAUCUUGUUGGUAUGGGUUAUUUCCUUUGUACCCGUAGCUCAGACGAAAUCAAGAACAUUAAUGCGACAGCCUACAGCACUGCUGCCAAGGAGAUUGGGGAAACGAUGUGUCCUAAUAUUGAGACUCUAACUGCUUUGAAGAAUAAAGCAGUGGAAGCAUUUUCCAGUGUGGAUACCUGGACUGGCACACAAUUGCAAGAGAUAGGGGUCGUAGCAGCUGGCCUUAGUAAAGAAGAAGUGCCCAAACUGAUGACAUCUGCAGUUUCAUUCUUGACACCAGGAGCUGUUUCCAAGAUCCCCCCAAAUGUUUUCUCGGCUAUGACUGUUGAGCAAUUGAGAAAUCUGGGGCCACAGAACUAUGGCGCAGUUACUGACGCACAGAAAGCAGCCUUGUCACAGGAGAAGCUUCAAGCCUUAAAAGAAAAUGCAGGAUUUGAGCGAGCCAUUGAUAAUGCAGGUGCAAUCUCCUGGAACCCUGUGAUGAUACUGACCCUUCUGGUUCUCAGCUUGACAGCGACACUUCAUUAAUCUGCAGAAUUGCGAAAAUCGCUGAUGCCAAAAGCGACACCAAGCAAAGCCCAAAAAUAAUUACCCAUUGAAGUUCAAGUUAAAAAUAAUGCAAUUAUGAACCACUGUAAAUUCCUGCCCAUUCACAUUACAGAGGUUAUUGGCUAACCACAUAAAAUGCAAUCGGUAGAAAAAUAGAAUUUCUCACUAAAUUUCCUAAAACUGAAAACAUAAAUACAUUCUGUUAGUAACGUCUACUUCACAUGAAAUACCAGUUAACUCAAAUAUUGCUACAAUGGGUGAAAUGAGAAUGAUGCAUAUAGCCUGUUUGUCCAAGAAACUUGUUUAUUGUGAUUUGUAUGAUUAAAGACAUGAAGUGCAGGUUUUCCUCCCCUUAUUAUUAAAUAUUAACCAGCUACCAUUACAGUGAGCAUGUCAAGGGAAUGGAAAAAACAAGUGUGUGAUCACUGCUGGUUUAACCUUUAGCUAGGGACAGAGAUCAUGUAAUACAGCAGCUAGCUAGCUGUAUAAAUAAUGCAUUAUGUGAUCUCUGAGAGUUACUUCUGUUGCCUUUUCCAGCAAAUGUUACAGCUUUGCUGGAUGUGCGCGGAUGAGAUGGGGUGAGUGGGUGGGGGUAAGUUCUCUUUUGGGAUAUAGAUGGAUAUUAAUAUCUAGUUUUCAUGAUAUCAGUAUCAUGAAUUUAGGGCAGCCUCAGUGGUCCUGCAACCUUUUAUUUUCUAUGUGUUAUUUCUGAUUCCAUUUGAGAACAUGCAUUGGGAAGAUAGACUUUCUUUAUUAACUCAAGAGAAUCAUAAAGCGAACCUAUUUGAUGCUAUAUGUCAAGCGGUACACAAGAGGGAAUGAUGAUUGCUUUGGUAGGAUGGCGGAAUAAAACUGCAGUUUGUUCAAUUGAAUUUACUUUUUGUCAAUACACUCUUUACAAUGGUGGUCUUUACUGUGAGCCACUCCAUCAGAUUGGCCCCACUCUGAGACCUGGUGAGGAAUUAGCAUAUGAACUGAACUUACAAGCUAUCUUGUGCUGGCUAAAAUGAAUUGCUGCCAUUAGGAGUUCAUGUUCUCCACAUUCAUUUCUCUGAUCUUUGGAUAGAUGUUAAUUCACUUGAAAUCAACAGAUUAACACAUCUACGAAAAUACUGGAUGAAGUAAAGGCAUAGAAAUGCAUUGUGAGUUCAUCCCUUCAUAUUGCCAUCUUUAAAUUGAGGCAACAUAAUGCUAAUAGAAGAGAAAAUCAGGUGAAUUACUUACUGUCUCUAAUUUGCGCUACUAGGGAAAAUAAACUUUAUUUCCUAUAUCUCUUGCCCCUGAAAUGUUCUAAAAAGGGAUUUGAAAUCUGGACAUUAUCAUCAAGUCAGUAAGAACAUGUUUCAAUAAAAUAAUCAAUAUUUUAAAAAAAAUUUAGAUUUAGAUUAUUAAUUUAGAUUUGUUACCCUCUCAUAGGUUGAAAUGAAAAUUAACGUGUUUCAUAAAGUAGGACUUCAAAGGCUAAAUAAAGAAAUGUAUUCACUUUCAGUGGGCUUGAAUUAACUGCUUAAAGUAGAUCAUGAACUUUGUCUCAGUUAACUCAUAAAUGGUUUGGAUAUUUUUUUUUAAUCUGUGAAGCACUUGUUGCAGAGAAGUAAACAAAAUUGUGGCAUUUUUACAUGAUCACAUGUUCAGUUUGAGGGGUUAGUUAUUCACCUUAACCUAAAAAGUAGAGUAAAUGCCACUUCUUUUUCUUAGUUUUCUCCAAGGAAACUAAACAAAUUUCAAAAUUCAGAAAAAUAUUUUAGCAGAAAAGGAGAUGGGUAUUGACCUGUGAAGCGGGUUAAGUCAUCAAACACUCCAGUGUGCUAAGAAACACUGGUAUGUUCAUUGAACAAGGACAUGUUUCAAUGCACUUGUUAUAGAUGAAUCUAUAAUUUAAAACACAAAUGGCAAAACCCAAUCAAUUGACAAUGUAAUCCCAAAUUCUGUCAAGAGGUGAAAAGUAGUCUGAUUAGCUAAUGCAUUACAAUGGAGAAAUCAGCGUUGAAUAAAAGACACCAAUCACCACCUUUUUCUCCUGUAGUACAAAUUGUUGUGAUCAUUUUGAAUUUGCGAUUCUUGCAUUUUUCCUGAUGAAUAUAAAACAAAAUGUUUCAAAAAUACGUUUCUUCAGCAAUAUUCAAGUCAUUAAAUUUCUGAAUAGUUGAAAGGUUCUUCUUUGCUGAAGUGAAAGGCUUUGUUCUCUCAGGGUUUGUUGCGACUGUGUUUACUCCAAUAAGAGGAAGAGAUGAGUGUGAGAAAGGGAAUGUUUGGAGAGGAUGGUCUGACAUGUGUGGAGAGUGACAGUGUUACAAGGAUGUGAAAAGGCUGUAAAAUGUAGUUGAGUGUCAGUCGAAGUUGUUUGUUUGGUGAUAUGAAGAGGUUUUUUGUGAGACAGGAAUGUGUGCAUCUAUAGGGUGUGGUAGUCUGAAGACUGCUGUGCAAGACAGUCUUGGGGAAGUCAGAUUGAAGAAGUUUGCUCUUGAAGAUGUCAUGCCUAUAACCUUCCCAUCUUGGUAAAGCCACUGAAUUUCUUCCAACCCUUCAUUAUAAUCAUGGGUCUAUACUCCUGACACUUGCUGUAGGGCUUAGCACCACAUCUAUUUGGUCUGAGAGGCUGUCCUCUUCUUCCUAUCCACAUAUUUAUCUGUGGGGCUGUAUAAAUUGCAGAAUUAACUCCAAAGAUGUCUCAAAAUCCUUGACAAUCUUUUCACAUUGAGAGAAGAAACAUGAGCCCUACCUUGACAAGUUGGCUGGUAGGGUCAAUUAAUUGAGUGGCAAUCACACCAGCAUUCCCACCUCCAACCCAAUUAAGCCUGGGGUGGAAAGUUCCCAUGAAUGGCCCUCCUAUUCCAUCACCAAUCGAGGUUCUGAAGUAGGCCUUGUCCUUCCAUUGUGGGCAUUAACACAUGGACAGGUAGGGGUUUCUCAUGCAGUGAGUAUGUCAAGCAAACCAUGAUAUGAUUGCUUGCAGCCUCCCACUGUGGCUGUCUGCACUUUUUAAAUCUAUUUGUUCAAAGGAUGUGGGCAUCACUGGCUUGGUCAGAAUUCAUUGUCCCUCCCUAAUUGCUCAGAAGGCAGUUUAGAGUCAACCAUAUUGCUGUGGGUCCGGAGUCACAUAUUGACCAGACCAGGUAAGGACAGCAGUUUCCCUCCCUAAAGGACAUAAAUGAAACAGAGUUUUAAUUAAAAUUGAUGUGAAUUAUUUGGUCACCAUUUGGCCAGCUUUUAAUCCUAGAUUUUUAUUGAAUUUCACCAUCUGUCAUGGUGGGAUACAAAUCCAGACCCUGGAAUGUUAGUCUGGGAUUCAGAAUUUCUAGUCCAGUGACAUUACAACAACAAUACUGCCUCCACCUUGUUCGAAGGUACCCUGCCUUUACUAAUGAUCCCCACCUCUGUCAUAACCCAAUGCUUGCAAUAGCACCACUCAUCCAUCUCUUGAUCCCUCUUUGAUCUAAGGUCUUGGUUGGAGAUGGCACCAACAGUAGCUUCUGCUUCUCUGCUGUGCUGCUGACUACAGAGGAGCUGUCGAUCUCCAAUUGACUGUCCCAAGAUCCUUGAUCCCUGAGAAGGAUCCAACACUUGCUGGUCAAGUGCCCAAGCGGCACAAGAUGCAGCAUGUCUUCCAAGGCAAGGCUGAGACCUCUGUCACCUUCUCAAGUUUCUGCCAUGCUAUUUUAUCAGGCUUAUUCCUGUCUCUGUUCUUUUAAUUUCAAAAUGGUUCCAUUAUGAUCUUUGCCAGGAUCCAUUUAAAUAUGGAGGCUUUAGCAACCAGGCAUGGUUCAUACUCAUGCACAUCUGGUCCAAUUUGUUGUAAACACUGAGAGGGAGAGUUCUAAAUGCUACAAAUCUUAAUCCUGUCUCUUUACUGGCUCUGAGCUUCUGCUGGCCGCUCACACUGCAAGCAAAUCCAAAGAUCAAAAUGCUACCUUCAAGAAUAAAUGAGUUCUUAUCUGUGAAAGUGCAAAUUCAUUAUUUUCACACUGAUGAAACUCUUUAUUUUCUUAGAAUACUUGCCUUUUACCUGAAGAGGACAGAUAUCUUUAUUUAUGUGUAUUAAGUGUCAGUUGACACAUACAUAUUAAAGAAUUUAUUGAGUAUAAAAUCAAUCCAGCCGUGAGAGUCAAAUCACGUCAUUUUUAUGAGUAAAGCAUUUCUGUAUGCCUGUAUUCAGCACUAUUUUAUCUAAAGCAAAAGUUAUUUUUUUUAAUAAUGCUAUCUUGAUGCCAUAUUUUGUUUAACAAUUGCUGGGAAAAUGUAUUGUGACAUUUUAAAUUGAUGGAUAUAAGGCAGGCAGACUGUCGAAUAAACAUUUGAACUGUUAACUUGGACACUGUAAAAUGAUUGUAUUCACUGUAAUCACAAAUAUAUUUCAGUCUUCUUUAAAAAGAAUUAAGAGUUAAGCACAAUCAGAAAAAUAAUAUGCCUGUAAUUAUGAAUGAUGUAACAUUUGUUCAAUUUGUUUGCUAAAUCAAUACUGAACUACUACCUAAUGAAUCAGUUCCUCUUGACCUUGUUGCUGUACUGUUGUUUUCAUUAUUUGCAGGUUCCCUGAUUGUUAUUCAGUCUCGGCAAUAUAUUUCAUUCUGAUUAAUGACCUUUCUUUGAUUAUAUGCAUACUUUCAGAUUUCCCUCUUAAUAUUUUCAACAAGCUGAAAGUUGCAUUUCAAUCAUGGCACAAAUGUAAUUAAAAUAGAAAAAAAAGACUGGAAAUACAAAACACAGAAUCUAAAACAGAGCAAAGUUGACAUUUUUGGACAGGGUUAUUAAAAGUUUGGGUGUGAUCUUUGUCUGUAAAAUCAUUUUUAUAAGACGUCACAAAAUGUCAUGACCAAAGAUAUUAGAAAGAGAUGAGCAAAUUUUAUUAAAUAUAAAGCAUAAACAUCAAUUGUAUCUGUCUGAGAUUUAAUUCAGAUUACUCAGGGAUUAUCUGAUAUUACUUUUAGCAUUAGAGAGAAAAUAAAUGGUGGAAUUUAAAGAGUAUAGGGAAACACUAUACCACAGCACAGGGACUAAAAGAAAAUUGCAGUAACAAACUCAGGAUGUGACACCUAUCCCAUUCUGGGCUUUAACAAUCUUGCUAUCAGGUAGAAAUUUCCUGCUGUUGUACCACACACUCAUUUGAUAUCUCUUAUGAGCUUACAUUUUUAGUUACAUGACAAAUUCAGUCACUCUGUAGUAAUUAUUAAAUUAAUGUCCUAAGUUUGAAGAAAAUGAAACAACAUUUCAGAAGCUUUAAAAGUUAAUUCUCUUUUGCUCUCCAUAGAAGUCAUGCAGCCUAUUGAGUCUUUGUAGCGUUUGCUAUUUUCAUUUCUGCUUUCCAACAUCGGCAGUAAUGUAC